Molecule: messenger RNA, 429 nt
Organism: Colletotrichum orchidophilum
Lineage: Eukaryota; Fungi; Ascomycota; Sordariomycetes; Glomerellales; Glomerellaceae
Exons: 2
Coding region: 1-429 (142 amino acids)
Source: RefSeq, a predicted model, not a curated record
AUGGCUCUUGAGCUCUUCAUCCCACCCUGCAUCAGAAGUCCUGCUAGCCGUCUUCAUCUACCGCAUAUUGAGCGGCCCCUCAGAGUCCAGAUCGAAGGUCCGCGAGAAUAUAUUCAAAAGCUGUUCCCGUCCGUUGAAUGGGAAACUACUUUGCGAGACCGGAAGUUCCCUCAGGCAGCUGGUUCAGCGCUCGCAGCACUGACUUUCCGGCACAUUUACGGGAUGAGGGUCCGCUCUGAUGUCCCUGGCGAUAUGGUCGUGCGAGACGAAUACAUGAGAUGGAUUGAACGGGAUAAAAUAAACGUGGACGACAUUGACUAUUAUGGCGUGACCUUCGAUCAUCUAGUUCCUGUUGACGAUGUCGAUCCAGAAGUCCUACAAAUCAACAUCAUCGCGACAGAUGAUGAUGAUGGCAAGUCUGCGAAUUAA